AGAUUGCUUAACCUAUUGCCCCUUCGGUGUGGUGAAGCCGGACCUUGACCGACUGCAGAACGUCAGUGUUCCGAUUUCCAACGUGUCCGAGGAUCUGAUCAGCAUAGGAAUGAGACUGAAACUCUGAACCCACAAACUGCUGAACUUCUUCCAGCAGAAAGCAGUCGAAUCGCUCGGCAAAAAAAAAAGAACAAAAACCAAAGCAGAUCAUCUGUCAACUAAUCUAGAUCCGGAUUCUAAUCACAACUGCGCGAUGAUGCGAAUGGAAUAUUUUUGCUUGCGCAAAAAAAGGGCUCCCCAAGAAGCCCUACCUAGCUCCCCCCCUCCCUCUUUUUCCCUUCCCCACACUAAGGGGUUUUUCCCUUCCACACUAGCAACAGGCUCGCAUCAUUCAUCAGCAUCAAAACAACUGCCCUCAGAGGCGCUGUUGGGGGGUUGUUGAGCCGUGUUUACAGUUCCCGGCCGAACGUCAUGCUACGCGACCGCUUACGAGCGACGCAGCCGUUGCUAACACCGCGCUGAUAACACUGCCGCAAGCCGCUCGCGCGAAAAACGUGUCUGCGGCCUGGUGAUAGUGCUCGAUCCUUGCCGCUCGGAGAUCGAGCACACACAUACACACUCGAGUAGGUCAUCCGAACGGGGGCAACCUGCCCAGCAAUAACAAAGCAGGUCGGCGCCGGCAAAGGCAAAGGGGUAAAGACCGGCGGUCUAUGCGUUCGACGCGCUGCUCGGUGGUGGACGUGAUUGCUCUGUAUUCCCUGUAUCCACUCAAAAAAAGUAACACAAAAAAGGUUCAAUCAGUUACAUUACAAGCGCAGUGAAAAGCAAACAAAAAACGCAUCCCGCAAUGGACAGUAAGGACGAGACGCGUGCACAGUCCCAGCAGGCGGAGGAGGGGCUCGAGCCGACGACCGCCGCCCUGGACCAGCUCGCCCUGUCGCUGCCGCUCGGGAAGAAGCGGGCGGGCCGGGGCGCGGUGGCGAGCGGACUGACGCACGAGUGCGGCGUGUUCGGCGCGAUUGCGACGGGCGAAUGGCCGACGCAGAUUGACGUGGCGCAGGUCAUCUGUCUCGGGCUGGUGGCGCUGCAGCACCGCGGCCAGGAGUCGGCCGGCAUCGUGACGAGCGAGGGCCACUGCGCGAAGAACUUCAACGUGCACAAGGGCAUGGGCAUGAUCAACAACAUCUUCACCGACGACUCGAUGAAGAAGCUGAAGGGCAACCUCGGCAUCGGGCACACGCGCUACUCGACCUCGGCCGCGUCGGAGGAGGUCAACUGUCAGCCGUUCGUGGUGCACACGGCGCACGGUGCGCUGGCGGUGGCGCACAACGGCGAGCUGGUCAACUGCGAGAGCCUGCGCAAGGACGUGCUGGAGCGGGGCGUCGGCCUGUCCACGCACAGCGACUCGGAGCUGAUCACGCAGGCGCUCUGCCUGAACCCGCCCGAGGGCGAGGUGGACGGGCCGGACUGGCCGGCGCGCAUCAAGCACCUGAUGCAGCUCGCGCCCCUCUCCUACUCGCUGGUGAUCAUGCUCAAGGACAAGAUUUACGGCGUGCGCGAUCCGUACGGCAAUCGGCCGCUCUGCAUUGGCAAGAUCGUGCCGCUCACGAUCGGCGCCUAUCGUAAUGAGAAGGUCGACAAGCUGCCCGCCGAGGGUUGGGUCAUAUCGAGCGAAAGCUGCGGCUUCCUGUCGAUCGGCGCCCGGUACGUGCGGGAGGUGCAGCCGGGCGAGAUAGUGGAGCUGACGCGCGACGGCAUCAAGACGAUCGACAUCAUCGACUGUCCGGAGAACCGGCGGCACGCGUUCUGCAUCUUCGAGUACGUCUACUUUGCCCGUUCCGACUCGAUCUUCGAGGGGCAGAUGGUGUACUCGGUGCGGCUGCAGUGCGGCCGCCAGCUGGCCCGCGAGGCCGGCGUCGAUGCGGACAUCGUCAGCUCGGUACCCGAGUCGGGUACGGCCGCGGCGCACGGGUUUGCUCGCGAGGCUAAUCUCAACUUUGCCGAGGUGCUGUGCAAGAACCGGUACGUCGGGCGCACCUUCAUCCAGCCGUCGACGCGGCUCCGCCAGCUCGGGGUGGCGAAAAAGUUCGGCGCGCUGUCGGAGAACGUGGCGGGCAAGCGGCUCGUCCUGAUCGACGACUCGAUCGUGCGCGGCAACACGAUCGGCCCGAUCAUCAAGCUGCUGCGGGAUGCCGGCGCCCUGGAGGUGCACAUCCGGAUAGCCAGCCCGCCCCUGCUCUACCCGUGCUACAUGGGCAUCAACAUUCCGACGCGCGAGGAGCUGAUCGCGAACAAGCUGAACGCGGAGGAGCUGGCCAAGUACGUCGGUGCGGACAGCUUAGCGUACCUCAGCGUGGACGGGCUGAAGAAGGCGGUCCAGCUGAACAUGGCGGUGAAGAAGCCGGAGCAGGUCGGCCACUGUACCGCCUGCCUCACCGGCGACUACCCGGGCGGGCUGCCCGACGAGCUAGAGUGGUAGUGGUAGUGGUAGAUGCUUUUCCUUUUCUUUUCUAUUCUUUUUUUUUUUGUAAGCAGUUUAUGUGUGUGUAUGUGUUUUUUUUUUGCUUCUGUUUCUAUUUUGCACUUACAAUGUAAGCACAUAGUGACGUAAUGUAAUCGUACGAUUUUGCGAUGAGAAAAAUAAAUACGCGAGCGAGCGCGGUUUGGCUGGACUUUA
Anopheles merus is the source of this 2677-nucleotide messenger RNA. Its product is annotated as amidophosphoribosyltransferase-like. Lineage: Eukaryota; Metazoa; Arthropoda; Insecta; Diptera; Culicidae. The record is from RefSeq and is a predicted model, not a curated record. Gene Ontology annotation, biological process: purine nucleotide biosynthetic process; purine nucleobase biosynthetic process. The transcript has 4 exons. Gene Ontology annotation, molecular function: amidophosphoribosyltransferase activity. The coding region runs from base 848 to 2479 and encodes 543 amino acids.